This is a messenger RNA of Cuscuta campestris, 1468 nucleotides long. The record is from the annotation of a GenBank genome assembly. NCBI's taxonomy places the organism in Eukaryota, Viridiplantae, Streptophyta, Magnoliopsida, Solanales, Convolvulaceae.
AUGUCCCAACUCCAAUCAUUUCGGCUCAUUUCGGCCUUUCCCACAAGCCAAAGCUCAGAAGUCGGAACCCUUAGCAGCGGCUGUGAAUCGGAGCACAGGCGGAGAGACGGAGUAUCCGAGCAUAGACGGAUAGACGGGGAGACGGAGCUUUCGAGCACAGUCGGUGAGACGGAGCUUCUGAAGCGCUGCGAGACUGCGUCGACCGAGCCCAGAGCGCUAAUCCCCAUGUUCGUUCAGCUGUCCGGACACCACCGGUCACCCUAAAUCGCCUUCUCCGGUGAAUCUUGUCCCGUGGUAAAAACCGAAGACGACGACGACGAUGAUGCUGUUGCAGGUGGCGAGAGGCCGUCUCUACUCUCAGUCUUCUUCCCUCAUUAACCGCCGCUGCGGAGGAGCGGCUGUCUCCUACUCUUUAGCCCAACCUCGUUCCACACCCCAGCCUCGUACCACGCCCCAGCCGCAACCGCCUUCCUUACUGAUGGAGGGUUUCCAUUUGAUGGGAAAACUCCAUUACAUAAUUUAUUACAGGGAGUUGUAUAAUCCGUUGUUUUUGGAUGGCGCUGCCAAAGCUUUAAAAGCUCUUCAUCUGGAGGAUUGGAGAGAAACCAUUUUUAGCUCCCCCUUCUCUCAUGCAUAUGCCGUGGGUGCUCCCAACAAUGAAGAUGAAGGGUGCUUCUCAAUAAUACGAUAUUUUCGUAAUCACCUCGCGCACAAUAAGUGCGAAGAGUCUAGAGAAGGAGCAUAUGAGAGUUUUUUGAUGGCAUUCGGAGACAUCGCAGCCGGAUUCAAAAAGAUCCUGUUGCGUAUGGUUCAGAGGGACAUGAGGCUCUCAUGGAGGGAAAAACGGGCUAUCCGUCGAUGCUUGGAUUUGUCAACCCAAGUGUUUCAAGAUGAAGAGGUUGCUGGGUUUCUUGUUGAAAAAUUUUUGAUACGGCGGGCUUUGAAGAUGGACCGGUUGUCAAGUGGAGAACAAGCCAAGGUGUGCCAACAAUUAAAGAUCGGGAGGCUUCCAAUUGAGAAGGUGAAGAAGACUAGGACAACAUGAUGCAAAGUCAGGAAAUUAAUUGCAGAGAUUAAGCUAACCGGAAGUCACUUAUCAAUGAGCUGAUUUAAUUUCCCCUCCUUAAUUCUCGACAUUGUUGACCUCUUAUUGGAGCAAUUGAGACGCUAAAAAAAACAAUGUUUGGGAGAAUCUGGAGGAAUUGGACUCUCUGGUCACUCCCAAGUUUCCUAACAAAAAUCAAAUUGAUUGAUCCUUACUCCCAAGUCUCCCAGAUCAAUCAAAUUGAUUAAUCUUCACUCCCAAGUCUCCCAGGAAAUGAUUGAUUGUUUAAACUGGGUACUUCAGCAGCUGUUAUUCUCUCUAUCUUUUGACAAAUAUGAUGUUCUCCUUCACUUCACUUCUUUCUUCCUUGUGUAAAAAUCAAAAAACCACUUAAACAGUGUGACUAUCGUAUCAAGUAUGGAA